GGUUCUGAAGCUACCUUCUGAAGCUACAGUCCAACUUCGGUUUUAUGAUAAAGUUGGAGGUAUUGGAUCUUUGCUCUGCACUUUUGGAUGUCACCACACUUGGAUUCAUAGGAAUAUAUCUGAUCUGCCGAGCGUGAAUAAUCUGCCAAGUUUUCGUCAGGUGAAAAGGACGGUUAUUUUGCGUGACCUCAGCCUUGGAAUUGUUGGAUAUCGUGGAUUAGUAAUGAUGUAUUGAAAUUGGAGGGAAUUCACCGUGAAUCUUGGAUUAUGAUCAAGGUAUACAUGUACACAAGUGGCUUCCUGUAGUUUCCAAGAUUAGGAGCAAUCACAUACCAGUAAUCGUUUAGCUUGAGUGGAUCAGGAACGACAGAGCGUCCUCCGUUUUGGGUCUGGUGUGGUCAACAUGCCGAUCCCAGUUGGGGCAAGUCGAGACCACUACCGAGAACAACCCUUCAGUCCUAAUGGUGCUGCCUACAAUGGCGUAAAUGGUAUGGAUAGAUCCAGUAUGAGUAAUGGUUACGGGCCCAGCCAGUCCAUCUACAGAAACUCCAACGGCCCUGGUCGAUCUAAUGGCCAAUACAGCUCAGGUUAUGGCGACCCACGCGACGACCCCCGAUUAGCUGCCCACAGACACUCACAGAUCGACCCCAAUAGACCCAUGCAAAGAGAACCCAGCCGACCCAUCUACAGAAACCCUAUGGUGGGCAAGUCCAUGGAGGGGAGGGGUGAGCCACAGAGGGAGACACACAGGGACCCACACAGGGAGCCACAUAGGGAGGGGAGCAGGGAGGGGCAGAGAGAACCCCAGAGAACGGCAGCCCCACCCCCGGUGGAAGUUGAAAUCAAUCCACAGACAGAUGUCUACGUGCAGCAGGGGCGUUUCCCUAUUGAGCAUUUGUGCACAGUCACCAUGGAUCGUAAGGAAGGAUUGAUGACUGUGGAGGACGUGAUCCGUAAGGUGCAGAAGCUGGAUGCCAAGGGACAGAUCUGGUCUCAGUUCGUGGUGCUCACUAUCGCAGACAGGGAUAUUAAAUUCAUCGAUGCUACAACAAGAGGAGAGUUGGAGGUGUUUUCUAUGAAUGAUAUCAGUCUGGUGUCUGCCGAGCUGCAUCAGAGUAACUACGACAGUCUGCUGAUUAUUCAGAUCAAGUUCAGCGGAGAGAAGCACCCACAGAGCUAUGUCUUCCAGUGUGAUCAGGUUCCGGCUGAGGUCAUUGCCAAGGAGCUUCAGAAGAACAUUGACUACACCCACGGAAGACGAAAGAGAACAACAAGGCCGGAGGUCCGGUCUGACUACAGAAAUGCCAACUAUCAGGAUCGUCAGAUGUACAUCCCUCCUCCUCCUGAUGAGCCUGCCCCUCUGCCUCCCUCUGAAGGCAACGUCCGUGACAAGGUGGCUGCGUUUGCAGCAGCUGCAGCCAUGGCUCAGGCAAGCGGAAGUAAUGUGAACCGUGGGUUCCAGUAUCCCAAGUCCAUGCCGACGCGUAACUCAGAGAGCGAUGAGCCACUGGAGCUGAUUGCACUCAGGACUGAGAGAGACGUGGAAAUUCUGAACCACUGUUUUGAUGAGAUUGAGGCCUUCAUUGGGCUACUGCAGAAGGCAGCUGAGGCUUACACAGAGCUCGGCCGUCGUCGUAAAGCACGCAAGAGCAAGAAGAGAGAACCAGGUGACGGCCUGCUGCUGGCUCGAUCUCGACCCCCGCCAGAAUCCGAAUAUAUCGAGUGCUUCAAAAAGUUCAAAUUCUGCUUCAACUUGCUGGCAAGACUCAAGAACCACAUCCAUGACCCCAACGCUCCCGAGUUGAUCCACUUCCUCAUGGUCCCCUUGGAGCUGAUCAUCAAGAGCUGUGCAGGAACCGACUUGGCAGCCAACAUCGUCUCUCCUCUCCUGACCCCUCAAAGUGUCGACCUCUUGAAUAACUGCUUGACCUCCCGUGAAGCUGACCUGUGGAAGUCAUUGGGUCGCGCCUGGUCUGUGCCCUCUACGGAGUGGCCCAAGGAGCGACCGGUUCCCCGCUAUACACCCUACUUCCAUGAUGGCUGGACACCACCUGCUCUGCCUGACAAUCCUAGGCUGGAGGUGAACGCUGCUGUGGCUGCCAGUGCUGCUGCCGUCGCCCGCGGAGAACUCAGGGACCGUGUCCCAAGUGGUUCAGAUUACUCCGAGGGCGCUUACAAUGGCAACAAACGUAACAGCAACAGUAGCAGUGUGUCAGACCAGCUGCGUCCAAGCACCUCAAGGAUUCAAGACAACCCGCCCCUGGUCUCCGCCAAACCUCCAGCCAAUGUUCCCCUCCCUCCUGGGGUCAAAGGUUACGUCAAGCCACUCUUUGACUUCGUAGCUCGCAACGUCAAAGAGCUGACCAUCAUGUCUGGCGAAAAACUUGAGCUCUUGGAGGAUAAUCGCAAGUGGUGGAAAGUCCGCAACUCCUCAGGCCAGUACGGCUACGUUCCCUCCACCAUCCUGAGUGUCAUCACACCCAACCAACAACAACAACAACAACAACCAACACGCAACCCCAACUUCAACUCAAACCAUCACGCCCCUUCCCCUCAGACCCCGCCCACACCCCCGCUGCUGGGCGCUUCCACUUCCUUUGACCAAUCCUUCAACAGCAGCAGCAACUCUAUGCAACUGAGGGCCAUGAACCAGGCUCCGCCCCCACCCCCUCCUCCCCCGGGACCAGCGCCACCACCUGCUCCUCUCAUCAGAGAACACAACAGCCUUGAUUUUGCCACUCAACUGAAGAACACACUGCGCAAGAAGGAACUUCAGAGGAAGGGAGUGAACGUUGAAGAUUUAAUCCCAAACCGUGCAGAGAAGACGCACACAGAUCUGCAUGAGGAGUUGAUGAAGCGAGUCAACCAGGGCCCGCCAAGGAACUUCAACAUCCGACGUACCUCGGGAGCAAGUGUCAACAUCAACUACCUGUCAUCGGCAGACGAUGUCACUAAGUGGCUACAGAGUAAAGGCUUCAGCAAACUGACUGUGGACAGCCUGGGAGUCUUGACUGGUGCUCAGCUUUUCAGCCUGACCAAGGAAGAGCUGCGUCAGGUUUGCUUUGACGAUGCCAACCGCGUCUACAGCCAGCUGAUGGUGCAGAAAUCAGGCCUAGAGGAUAAUACCAACACAUCCUCUGAACUCAAGGCUAUAAUGGACAGACGGAAAGUUCGCUCUAUCUCCGACAAUUCCAGCGAGCACGACAACUCACCGUUCAACUCGCCCCCGCCCGAUUUCAAUCCCGCGGCACCGCCCGACUCGGCAGCAUUUUGGUAACUACUCCACUCAACCAGGCGGCCUGUCCAGCCGAAGCCACACAACCGAUAUCUUAUACUGAUUUGCAUGUCGCCUUGUCCCAUCAUGCUUUGCUCUCUGGAAUCAAAAUGGCCGCCACCUGCUCAGAAGAAGAAAAUAGAACGCAUUUCGGCUGAUGUUUAGUUAUCGUCAUCAUGCCUUCCAUGCUAUUUGUAGUCAAAAUAGAGUUGCUAAUUUUCCUUAUUUCUUUUUAUAUUUUUGGGGUUGUAAUCUAUGUGCGGUAAAAGGAUUUGUAUAAAUAAUCAGUCACUUUCUGCAGAUUGCCACGUGCAUCAGCGAUUUGGGAUUCAAAUUUCCCUGACGCACAUCUGCUGUGCCGUGUUUCGAAGAAAUUUUGAGGAACAUGCGCACAUGUUUGGAACAUUUUUCACACUGCGCGUACAUGCAUGGCGUUGGAUACUCAAUUGUAAUUUGCCUACCAAGAUGGCUGUCUAUGAGAGGGGUCUAUUUGACAUUAUCAUGCUGCCACCAUUUCAGUCAUGUUCCCUGUAUCCACUAACAGUACUGAAUGACAUUUUUUUUUUUGCAAAAAGGAACCAGACUAUUUUUCCUUCCAGCCUCACUUUGGUUACGUUGAUUUGAAUGGAAAAAAAUCAAGAUGGCCGCAACAUGAUAAUGGUCUAUUGGCAGACUAUAAUGUAGCAUUCAUUGAUAUUGUUAAUUGAGGGCGCUUCAAGCAAAUCUGUCGUCAGUUUAGAAAGCUAUAAAAUUGCUAAAUAAUGAAAGGUUUGCGGAAACACCAUGUGCGAAUAAUUUCUCAACU
Patiria miniata (bat star) is the source of this 4079-nucleotide messenger RNA. Its product is annotated as epidermal growth factor receptor kinase substrate 8-like protein 2. The coding region runs from base 404 to 3277 and encodes 957 amino acids. The record is from RefSeq and is a predicted model, not a curated record. The transcript has 21 exons. NCBI's taxonomy places the organism in Eukaryota, Metazoa, Echinodermata, Asteroidea, Valvatida, Asterinidae. Gene Ontology annotation, cellular component: plasma membrane. Gene Ontology annotation, biological process: Rho protein signal transduction; regulation of Rho protein signal transduction. Gene Ontology annotation, molecular function: actin binding.